This is a messenger RNA of Plasmodium cynomolgi strain B, 1275 nucleotides long. Its product is annotated as chromatin assembly factor 1 P55 subunit. Gene Ontology annotation, biological process: regulation of gene expression. NCBI's taxonomy places the organism in Eukaryota, Apicomplexa, Aconoidasida, Haemosporida, Plasmodiidae. Bases 1 to 1275 code for a protein of 424 amino acids. The record is from RefSeq and is a predicted model, not a curated record. Gene Ontology annotation, cellular component: nucleus. Gene Ontology annotation, molecular function: histone binding. The transcript has 5 exons.
AUGAAAAAGCAGGGUACUCACCUGAACGCCCUAAAUGACAUUAACCACCAAAAUGAGGAGACAAAGCACAACUACGUGAAUUCCAGCGUGGACAAUCACAAGUAUUGGCAGUACAACACCCUCCUUCUUUACAAUGUGAUUAUGAUUUACACGUGUGAAUGGCCCUCGCUCUUUAUCGAGUGGGUGCCCAAUGUGUGCAGGAGUGAUGAUGAUGUUUACAACCAGGACCUCAUCCUGGGUACCUACACCACGGAGAAAAACAACUACAUAUUGAUUCUGGAGGUGAGCCUGCCGAGUGAAGAGUUGUCGCACUCGAACUUCUACUACGAAAAGAUAAACAAUUACCGACACAACUCCUGUAACGAUACGAGCAAAAAUUUCAAAAUGAAAAACAAAAUAUAUCACGAAUGUGAAAUCAACAAAAUUACAUGUAGUCCAAAAAACAAAGAUGUGAUUGCCUGCUUCUCCGCCGAUGGAAAUAUAAACAUAUUAAACUUAAGUAACUACAGAUAUGAAGAGAAUGAGACGAAAAAUAAUUCCGUUGUUUCUUUUGAUUACACACUGAAGGGUCACCUCUACCAGGGUUGGGGUAUUCAAUGGGGUGUGGAUAAUAAUUUAAUUUCUUCCUGUGCUGAUGAUUCGUAUUUAUGUAUAUGGGACAUAAAUGCAAGUGCUUCCUGCGCGACGAGCACCGCGAAUGUGGCUGCUCCGUCGGUUAAUUGCUGCUGGAAAGACAAUAAUGUACUGACCGUAUCGGAUAAUGGACAUAUACAUAUUUACGACAUUAGAAAUAAAAGUGUAGUGAAUUCGAUCAAAGCUACCAACUGCACUUUAAACUCCAUCGAUGUGAAUCCACAUAAUAAAAAUAUAUUCGCGACAGGGGGUACGAAUAAAGAAAUUGAUUUAUGGGACAUUCGAUUCACUAAUAAAUCGCUUCAUAGAAUCAUAUCACACAAGGAAACGAUUAUAAAGCUACAGUGGGAUAAAUAUCAACCCGGUAUUUUAUCUUCCUCCUCUAGUGAUAAAUACAUUUAUUUUUUUGAUACGAACAAAAUUGGCAUUGAGCAGACAUAUGAGGACUCGCAGGACGGCCCCCCUGAACUUAUUUUCAUUCACGGUGGCCACGCCUCUAACAUCUUGGACUUCUCCCUCAACUCGUCCUACUCCAUGAUGAUCUCCUCCAUCAGCGAAGACAACACGUUGCAUAUAUGGCAGCCCUCUAGACAGGCCUACGAGGAUGCCUCGGACACAUACGACGAUACCGAAGUGGAAUAG